This is a messenger RNA of Chiloscyllium plagiosum (whitespotted bambooshark), 317 nucleotides long. NCBI's taxonomy places the organism in Eukaryota, Metazoa, Chordata, Chondrichthyes, Orectolobiformes, Hemiscylliidae. The record is from RefSeq and is a predicted model, not a curated record.
AGAGGCUGGUAUUGAUGAACAUGCCUGUGAGUGAAGACAAGACUGUUCAUUUCACUUCUACCCUCAUGGGCCUAAUCAGGACAGCACUUCACAUCAAGCUUGCGAAAGGUGGAGCUGAUAAGCAGCAGUUAGAUGCAGAGUUACGAAAGGAGAUUAUGACUAUUUGGCCUCAUCUCCCUCAGAAGACCUUAGACCUCCUGGUUCCAAUCCACAUGCCCACUGACCUUACAAUCGGGAAAAUCUAUGCGGCCAUGAUGAUCAUGGAUUACUACAAGCAGAGUAAAACCAAAAAAUACCAACAGCUACAGGAGGAGCAG